Molecule: messenger RNA, 1269 nt
Organism: Penicillium arizonense
Lineage: Eukaryota; Fungi; Ascomycota; Eurotiomycetes; Eurotiales; Aspergillaceae
Product: NADH:flavin oxidoreductase/NADH oxidase
Exons: 2
Coding region: 1-1269 (422 amino acids)
Cellular component (GO): intracellular anatomical structure
Molecular function (GO): NADPH dehydrogenase activity; NADP binding; FMN binding
Source: RefSeq, a predicted model, not a curated record
AUGACUUGGCCCGACGUUUCAGUCAAGCCCGCUGAGGGCAUCUCAUACUUUUCCCCUGCCCAGAGCCCUCCGGCAGGCACAGCUCGCGACCCCCAGACGAGCGGAAAGCCCAUUCCCAAGCUGUUCAAGCCUCUCACCGUUAGGGGAGUGACCUUCCAGAACCGACUGGGCCUUGCGCCUAUGUGCCAAUACAGUGCCGAUGAUGGCCACAUGACACCCUGGCACAUGGCUCACUACGGUGCCAUUGCCCAGCGUGGACCCGGAAACAUGAUUAUUGAGGCCACUGGCGUUGUUCCUGAGGGCCGCAUUACCCCCGGCUGUGUCGGUCUCUGGAAGGACUCCCAGAUCGCACCCCUUGCCCAGGUCAUUGAGUUUGCGCACAGCCAGGGCCAGAAGAUCGGUAUCCAGCUUGCUCAUGCCGGCCGCAAGGCCUCGACCGUCGCUCCUUGGUUGGGCGGUGUUGUCGCUAACAACUCCGUUGGCGGCUGGACCGAUAACGUUAAGGCCCCUAGUGCCAUCCCCUUCGCCGAGGGUGACCCUAUGCCUAUUGCCAUGACCAAGGAUGAUAUUGAAGAGGUCAAGGCCGCAUGGGUUGCUGCUUCCAAACGUGCUGUUGCCGCCGGUGCCGACUUUAUCGAGAUUCACAACGCUCACGGAUAUCUCCUUUCGUCUUUCCUGAGCCCGUCCAGCAACCAGCGUACUGACGACUACGGUGGCAGCUUCGAGAACCGCAUUCGUCUCUCCCUCGAAAUUGCUCAGUUGACUCGUGACACCGUCGGUCCUAACAUGCCUGUCUUCCUUCGUGUCUCUGCUACCGACUGGCUCGAGACCAGCAAGCCCGAAGAGAAGGGCUGGAAGCUCGAGGACACUGUUGAGUUUGCUCGUGCUCUUGCUGCCCAGGGUGCUAUCGAUCUCAUUGAUAUCAGUACUGGUGGUGUGCACGUUGCCCAGAAGAUCACAUCUGGUGCCGGCUUCCAGGUUCCUUUCGCGGCUGCUGUCAAGGAGGCCGUCGGCAACAAGCUGCUCGUUGCUGCCGUUGGUAUGAUUAACAACGGAAAUUUGGCUGAGAAGAUCUUGAACGAGCACGAUCUCGAUGUGAUCCUUGUUGGUCGGGCUUUCCAGCGUGAUACUGGUCUCGCAUGGCAGUUCGCCAAGGACCUCGACGUUGAGAUUGCCAUGGCUGGUCAGAUCCGCUGGGGUUUCACCAGCUUCCGCAAUGCAUCGGAGUAUAUUCAGCCUAACUCCAUGAAGGCCUGCAUUUUUGAUUAG